AUGCCAAACUCAUGUAUUCUUGCUAUCGGUAAUACGGGGAAUGGAAAAAGCUUUACGGCAACUAUUUUUGGAGCGAAAGAUGUGAGAAUCGGACAUUCAACCAAGUCCGAAACUGAUACAAUUACGGUUCAUAAUAUUAAAGAUGGAGGUUUCUACAUAGAUACACCUGGGUUCGAUGACUCUGACGAACAUAAGGACGAUGAGGAUACUAAAAGAUCCAUUUUUUUUAAGAUGAUGGAAUCGGGAAUUGAGAAUAUUACGACAAUUUUGUGGUUCGUAACGCCUGACGACAGAGCGAAAGCUUCAUAUAAACGUCAAGCAAAAUUUAUAGAAUCUUUGGCGAAAUACUAUAACGGAAAUGCGUGGGACAAUACCAUUAUUGUAACUAAAGGUGCCAGUGACUCAAAUAAUGCUGGCCCUCGUGAUGCUGCUAGAGAAAUGGCCACCUCACUUUUAAAAACUGGCGAAUUUAGGAUUUUAUUAUUUGAAAAUUUACCACCUAAAAGCGUUUAUCGAAAGAUGCACCUCUCAAGUGAUGAAUUGAAUGAAUAUGGUGUUUUUAAAGAAUCAGAACCAGAAAGAAUCCUUGCAAAGUAUGAAUCGUUAAUGGAAGGACAUGUCGAGCGUCCGAUAGCUCUCAAAAUUAGAAAAGUCAAGUGUUUGAAAUGUCCUGAAGAAACUGAUCCAAGGUUAGCAUCGCCUAAUUGUCAUUUAGAUUCGGAAUUCUUUCACCCCAAUACAGAGUCUGUUCAUCAAGGAAACGUUAUAGAUAUACAUCCAGCUUCCGAUUUUUAUAAGCAUUCUGAUAGCUAUGUUGGAGCUACAACUAGAAAUGUUUUCGAUAAUAGUCCCCAAGCUUGGACCGUUCGUGCCGUUACUUUUGGAAGAAUAAAUCCUGAUAGACCCGAGUUCGUACCUGGAUAUUGGAAUUGCUGCAAGAAUAACGAUGCUAAUGCACUUGGAUGUAAGCAUAUUUAUCAUUGUUGCGAAAGAGCUUAUUCAUCUUCUGGAUGCGAAAAAAUUUACGAUGGGUGCAAACACAAAGUUUGGGAAACUGCUUGUCAUACAAUCUGCAAAAACUGUAAGAAAAAAUUGGAUGAUAUAGGUUGCAAAUCGAGGUGCAAGAAUUGCAAACAUGAUAAUCCACUUAGUAUAAAAGGUUGUAUCGAUGUAUCUCACAAAUUUCCCUAG
Messenger RNA from Funneliformis geosporum, 1191 nucleotides. NCBI's taxonomy places the organism in Eukaryota, Fungi, Glomeromycota, Glomeromycetes, Glomerales, Glomeraceae. The record is from the annotation of a GenBank genome assembly.